CGUUUUAUCAGCCUAGUUAAAGGUUUAAAAUACCCCUCAGCGAGUGACGGAUGGAUGAUCGUCGACCGUCACGACCGUGCAUUGUAUUGUUUUCAGUUUUUAUUCGCACUCGCUACGAAGUUGCCGUGACCCGGAGCGCCAUGUCGCACCUCGCGCCGAUCUAAACGAAGCCUCGUGUUUUGUAUUAAGUUUGUUGUUAUACUCUGAAGCAGUGAAGUGCUGCGAGCGACCAUGGCUCGCUUGACAGAGGAGAUGGUGAUAGCGCGUUCCAAACAGUCGGAUUUGUCGUCUAUAAAGAAGUUGAACUGCUGGGGCGCGGAGCUAGGUGACGUCAGUCUACUGCGGCGGAUGCCAAACGUCGAGGUGCUAGCCUUCAGCAUAAACAAGAUCCGCAGCCUACAGGACUUCGCCGGCUGUCGACUGCUGCGAGAACUGUACGUCCGCAAGAACGAGAUCAAAGACCUGCGGGAGAUCAGACACCUGCGGCACCUCCCGGCGCUCACCUCGCUCUGGCUCGACGAGAACCCCUGCACACACCACCCACAAUAUCGACUCACAGUGCUCCGUAACCUGCCGCGGCUAGAGAAGCUCGACAACGUCGCCGUGCAACAAGAGGAGUUGGAGGAGGCGCAGCGGCGAGGCUCGCUCAUUGACUCAGAUGAUGAAGGAUACCCACAACAACAGGAAGCCUACGCAGAGAGCGUGCGGAGCGGCGGCAGCGCGCGCCGCGCCGCCCGCGCGCGCUCCAGCGACUCCAGCCCCGAGCGGGACGACUACCACAAGCACGAGCCCGAGUACCGGGACCACAGGCCCGAGCCCGACUACCGGGACCACAGGCAGGACGAGUACCGGGACCAUCAUAAUAGCAGACACGAGCAAGAGCCUUAUCGGGACCAGCAGAGGCACGAACAGACGCACGUCCCGCACGUCCCGCACGGCAGCGACGGCUCGGAGGGCGCAGCGCCCGAGCCCGAACCGCGGCCCGACCGGCAGGACCAGCAGUGUCCGCUGUCCCCCUCGCGGCGCGCGCCGGCGCCGCGCGCGUCGCCCGACGAGCGGCUCGAGCACCCCGCCGGCGCCGCCGCCAUGACGCGCUCGCAGUACGAUCCGCGCUGGCCGCGCGAGCGCGAGCGCGAGGCGCCGCUGCGGCACUCCGUGUCCGCGCACAGCGUCAAGGAGUACGCGUACGCGAUGAAUGGCGAUUGCAGGCUCGGUGUGACGUCACCGCACGAACAGUACUGCGAGCGAGGCGACAACAGAUCAGAAUACACGCCCAGCACCGUAGGCCGAGGCGAAUGGGAGCGUGAGCGAGACAGGGAGCCCCCGCGUGAGCGAGACGCACAUAGCGCGGGAUUCCCCUCCGCCGUCAUGGGGGAACAUCGCGGGUUCACCCGCCGACCCGUCACAAGGAACUCGAACCUGCUGUCGGCCGUGCUGUGCCUGGUGAAGGAGCUGGACUACCCGUCGCUGGAGGUCGCCGAGAUGGCCGUCAGAUGCCGCAUGGACGAGCUCGCCAACACGCAGUGACCCGCGCCCUCCCCCUCCCCCCCCCCCCCCCCCCCCUCCCCCGCCGGCGAGGGCGCGGUGUAGCCGCGACGCUACCAUCGGCACCGAGGACUCCAGCCAUCAGACAUAUCCAAGCGGCCGAGGUGCUUACAAAUAUCUGUACGUGCACUUUACCGUCUUGACGAUGACAACAGAUGCUUUGUUAAGUUAUGGUGAACAUCGCAGCCGCUCCGAUAUAUCUGAGAGCGACUGUACAGUGAGGGCCCCGACUUGAGUACAACAGUAAAAGCGGAUACUUAAGUUAGGACAUUGACUGUACGUACACACACUAUAUAUUCAGUUUGUACGUAUACCCCAGAUACUUCAACUGACAGGUCGAUAUGUCAUACAUGAGUACAAAUAUUCCGCUAGCUGAAGCCCAAAAUUUCAUAUUCACGAAUAUUUUGAGACUACUUUACAGACAAAUGAUCACUUGAAGAUUCAAUAAAAUCUGGGAUUUAGAUAGAGACUAGGCCGACCUAGCAGACCUGUGACUAGCUCAAACUAGUCCAUCAUAAAAAAUACAGACUAAUAUCACUAUUAACAAGUGCAGUGUUGCAUAAAGUGCGGAAAAAACUGCAAUCAUUGUGGGCGUGAAGUAGGUUGUGAUCUACAAUAUCAUCUAUAUAUGUAUUAUUGAAACAUGAACUAACAACAAAAUUGGUGUAGUGAAAAAUAUAACGGACUACAAUGGAAUUAUGUAAAAAGAUAGUAUUAUUAUUAGAUAUGGGUACACAUUAUGAUAAAGUUCAAAUUUCCUUUUUUCUAUGCAAUAAAUAAUUGCAGGUGCACUUUUUAAAAUUGGGUCUUAAUUUGUACCUUGUUACCAAAAUUCCUACAUUUACAGUCGCCAUCAGAUAUAUCG
Molecule: messenger RNA, 2410 nt
Organism: Cydia splendana
Lineage: Eukaryota; Metazoa; Arthropoda; Insecta; Lepidoptera; Tortricidae
Product: dynein axonemal assembly factor 11
Exons: 12
Coding region: 232-1527 (431 amino acids)
Biological process (GO): cytoskeleton organization
Source: RefSeq, a predicted model, not a curated record